Molecule: messenger RNA, 1557 nt
Organism: Acanthoscelides obtectus
Lineage: Eukaryota; Metazoa; Arthropoda; Insecta; Coleoptera; Chrysomelidae
Source: the annotation of a GenBank genome assembly
GAGAUGGUACCGGACAUUACCUUUGUAACGCUUGUGGACUGUAUCACAAAAUGAACGGCAUGAACAGGCCUUUAAUAAAACCUUCUAAAAGACUGACGGCCACGAGACGCUUGGGACUGUGCUGCACGAAUUGCGGCACCCGCACCACGACGCUAUGGCGACGCAACAAUGACGGCGAGCCGGUGUGCAACGCGUGCGGACUCUACUUCAAGCUGCACGGCGUGAACCGACCUUUAGCGAUGCGCAAGGACGGCAUCCAGACCAGAAAGCGGAAACCCAAGAAACCUCCAUCAGGUAGCACCAGCGGUGGGGACGCGGUGGCGGCCGGCGGUGGUGGGAGGGAAGACUCCGCCCAUAGCGAAGAAUCUAAAACGCCUACAAUGCUGCAUCAAAGUUCGUCGCAACAGCAACAGCAACAACCGCAGCAGCCGCAACAACAGCAGCAUCAUACGAACCAACAGCAGUCGAGUAAUCAGUCGCAUCAUAGUCACAACCAUAAUCACCAUCAUCAGCUGGAUAAAUCGUCACCGGUGCUGGAUAGACCGUACCUAGGUCAAACGUCUCUCCUACCAGCAACGAGUAGUAGCAGCAAUAGCAGCGGAGGGAUAAAAAGUGAGCCUGGCUAUGAAUAUAGCUGUGUCCAGAAUCAGUCGUACCCCUAUCAACAGAUAUUCGGGUUUCCUACGGGCACCAGCACAACUAACGGCGAGAUGGCGUACCACCAUCAGCACCACGUAACUGCAGCGGCAAAACUGAUGGCAUCGUCUUAGUACCACUACAUUUGGCAUAGAAAGUGAUUGUGAUUACUACCGAAAGAUAUUCAGGUAUCGAAAGAGUAAUAGGCAGUGACAGUAAUGGAGAAAUCAGCAUCUUGUGAAUGCACCGCCAAAGCUGAUGGCUUCGUGUUAGUAUUGCAUCGUAGGAGUAGAAGCAAAUCAGAAUGAAAGUACAGCUGCGUCGUAAGCUUGCCAACAUAAAACCAGACUUCCUGCUGGCACUAGUACCAAAAACAGUCACUGUCAUGUAUGUGUGGUAGAAAGUCUGAAACCAUCCUCUUAUGGUUUGUUCGUACAGUGACUCGGCAACUGUGUCUGGGAUCAGGCCGAGUUAGCUCCGUUUAAAUAGCUCAGCAGAAUGAACUGAAUUUGAGGGGCGGGAUCUUGGACACGAUCACUGACAGGUUGGCGACCGCUGUACGAACAGGACUUUAGUGUAACAUUUGUAACUUAUCCAGUGGCUAAUACCCCGUAUUUCUCCGACCAGGCGAUACCACGUGUUGAUAAAAUGUUCUUAAUUGUAAACGUUUAGGUCACAAUGGUGACCUUCUUCAUUACAAUGACUUUAACAAAACAUUUUAUUCAUCUGUCCUCCAUAUGUCACUUAAUUUUUUUUCUUUUCAUUUUCAUAUUACCCACAGUGUGUCAUUAGAAUAGUGUGAAAGGUGGCAUAACAUGCUUACGAGGGCGAUUCAAUAAGUACCCGUGUUUGACGACAGAGGGCGUUCCUGAGGGAAGUUAAUGUUACAACACAGCCGACGUCAACUACGAGCCGUGAUGA